AUGGUGUCAGGACACAACGAUUACGGCCACGGCUAUGCUGCUACCGAAGUUAGACAUCAUGAAUGGCGAACAGCCGAGAAUAGCAGCCCGCAUCUCGUCCCAAGGCUACAGGCCAUUGUCAAAGAGAACCCACAGAUCAAACUCCUCGACGUUGGUGCUGGCUCUGGUACGAUAUCUGCCUCUUUGGCAAAGUAUAUGCCUGAAGGUGAAGUUACUGCGACCGACAUAUCCGAUGAGAUCCUUGCUCGAGCCAAGGAGUACGCCGAAUCUCAGGGCGUCUCCAACACUAAGUUUCAGCAAGCCAACGUUUUCAAGCUGCCUUUCCCAGACGCGGCGUUUGAUGUCACCCACGCACAUCAGGUUCUCUGUCAUUUAGAUGCACCGGUAGAUGCCAUCCGGGAAAUGCUCCGAGUUACCAAACCAGGGGGCACACUUUCUCUUCGUGAGAGUGACAUGCACAUGUGGUGCAUCUGGCCUGAACUGCCAGCCCUCCUCAAGUUCCAUGAGCUUCAAGUCAAGAACAUUGCUGGAAAGGGUGGACAAGACAAGGGAGGUCGUCAACUUCUCUCAUGGGCCCUGAAAGCUGGGGUAUCCCGUCAAGACAUUACCUUGAGCUUUGGGACGUGGUGCUACAGUGCACCCGAAGACAAGAAAGCAUGGGGAUCAGCCAUGAAGGAUCGCUCGCUGACUGGCUUCGCGCGCAACAAGGCUAUUGAGAUGGGUAAUGCGACUGGCGAUGAGUUGGAUGAGAUGGCAAAGGCGUGGGAGGAGUGGAUUGAUACAGAGGACGCUUCGCUAGGCAUCAUGAAUGGCGAAGCAUUGAUCACCAAGAAAUAG
Molecule: messenger RNA, 837 nt
Organism: Fusarium mangiferae
Lineage: Eukaryota; Fungi; Ascomycota; Sordariomycetes; Hypocreales; Nectriaceae
Exons: 2
Coding region: 1-837 (278 amino acids)
Molecular function (GO): methyltransferase activity
Source: RefSeq, a predicted model, not a curated record